AUGGUGAAGAAGAUUGAUCAUGAUCAUCCGUUAUUUCUCUCACCUUCCGAUGUACCAAGAGCUGUACAAAUUGGGAUACAGCUCGUCGGAAUGGAGAAUUACACAUUGUGGAGCCAUGCAAUGCAGUUGAAUCUUCUUACGAAGAAUAAAUUGGGGUUUAUUGAUGGGAGCAUCAAGAGAGAUGAUUUUACUAAUGAAUUGGAGAAAAAACAGUGGGAUCGGUGUAAUGCGAUGGAACGAUUUGAUAAAGUGAACAUGUCCAGAAUUUUUCACUUACACAAAGCCAUAGCUACACACAAUCAAGGUAAUUCCCAUGUAUCUGUGUAUUAUUCCAAACUCAAGGAUUUAUGGGAUGAAUUUGACUCCAUCAUUCCGCCACCUUCUUGUGAUUGUGCCAAAUCAAAGGAAUACACAAAAAGUAUGAGUAGACCGAAAUUAUUACAGUUUUUUAUGGGCUUGACUGACAGCUAUGGUCAGGCUAGGAGCCAAAUACUUAUGAUGAAUCCACCACCUAGUGUUAAUCAAUGCUAUGCCAUGAUCAUACAAGAUGAAAGUCAGAGGGUUUUAGGUGUUGAGAACUAUGGUGCAGGUGAAGGAAUUGCACCUACUGCAUUAUUGUCUAAUCGAGGUGGUGGUUCUAGUAGUGGAUCAAGCUCAAGAGGCAGAGGAGGUAGAGGAUACAACCAUUUGCAAAGGCAACCAAGAGGACCUUACUGUGACUAUUGUGACAUGAAGGGGCAUACCAAAGAUGACUGCAACAAAUUAAAGCAUU
This is a messenger RNA of Capsicum annuum, 772 nucleotides long. RefSeq lists its product as uncharacterized. The record is from RefSeq and is a predicted model, not a curated record. Lineage: Eukaryota; Viridiplantae; Streptophyta; Magnoliopsida; Solanales; Solanaceae. The transcript has 2 exons. The annotation marks the transcript as partial.